This is a messenger RNA of Exophiala viscosa, 975 nucleotides long. Its product is annotated as putative xylosidase. The record is from RefSeq and is a predicted model, not a curated record. The coding region runs from base 1 to 975 and encodes 324 amino acids. Gene Ontology annotation, biological process: carbohydrate metabolic process. The transcript has 2 exons. NCBI's taxonomy places the organism in Eukaryota, Fungi, Ascomycota, Eurotiomycetes, Chaetothyriales, Herpotrichiellaceae. Gene Ontology annotation, molecular function: hydrolase activity, hydrolyzing O-glycosyl compounds.
AUGGCAUCAGCACCAUUGGUAACGCAUAUAUACACAGCAGAUCCUUCAGCACACGUCUUCGAGGGUAAAAUCUACGUAUAUCCAUCUCAUGACCGCGAAACCGACAUCAAAUUCAACGACAAUGGCGACCAAUACGACAUGGCCGACUACCACGUCCUCUCCCUCUCCGGGCCCGGAAGCGAAGUAACCGACCACGGCGUCGCCCUCACCGUCUCCGACGUCCCCUGGGUCUCCAAACAACUCUGGGCCCCCGAUGCCGCGACCAAGAACGGCAAAUACUACCUGUACUUCCCCGCGCGCGACAAAUCGGGUAUCUUCCGCAUCGGCGUCGCCGUCGCCGACAAACCAUCCGGUCCAUUCAAGCCCGACCCAGAGCCCAUUCCGGGAAGUUUCUCCAUCGACCCCGCGAGUUUCGUCGACGACGACGGCUCAGCGUACUUGUACUUUGGCGGUCUCUGGGGCGGACAGUUACAAUGCUGGACGUCUGGAAAAUUCGACGACUCAAAGUCCGGGCCUCAGGAGCCCUCGGGCAAUGUCCCCGCGCUGUUACCCAAAGUCGCCAAACUGUCAGAGAACAUGCACAAAUUUACAAGCGAGGGCGUCAAGGAGAUCGAGAUUCUCGAUGAGCAUGGGACAUUGAUCCAAGCGGAUGAUCACGAUAGACGAUUUUUCGAGGCCCCCUGGAUGCACAAGUACAAGGGCAAAUACUAUUUCUCUUACUCGACUGGUGACACGCAUUAUAUCGCCUAUGCGAUUGGUGAUAGUCCGUACGGACCGUUCACAUAUGGUGGAAGGAUUCUCGAGCCGGUCGUCGGGUGGACGACGCAUCAUAGUAUCGUUGAGUUCGAGGGGAAGUGGUAUCUGUUCUACCAUGAUUGUGAGUUGAGUAAGGGGGUGGAUCACCUGAGGAGCGUGAGGAUGAGGGAGAUUGUGUAUGAUGAGCAGGGAAAAAUUUCAUUGGCGGAGAAGCAGUAA